Messenger RNA from Pararge aegeria (speckled wood butterfly), 1471 nucleotides. RefSeq names its product enoyl-CoA hydratase domain-containing protein 3, mitochondrial. Bases 242 to 928 code for a protein of 228 amino acids. The transcript is spliced from 6 exons. Gene Ontology annotation, cellular component: mitochondrion. The record is from RefSeq and is a predicted model, not a curated record. Lineage: Eukaryota; Metazoa; Arthropoda; Insecta; Lepidoptera; Nymphalidae. Gene Ontology annotation, molecular function: hydro-lyase activity.
AAAUUUUAAACAUAUCACUGUUAAUCAUAUAUUUUAAGAUUACCUAUGGAUAAUAAGAUAAAAUAUUCACCAUAUCAACCCAUUGCCGGCCCACUACAGGGCACAGGUCUCCUCCCACAAUAAGAAGAGGUUAAGGCCCUAGUCCACCUCGCUGACCCAAAGCGGAUUGGUGGCAGAUAAAUUAUGAUUAUGAGUAAAUUCUACACUGUUUUACAAAAAGAGAAACUCACUAUCACUUGAUAUGAUGAACCAACUCAUUAAUGCAAUUAACCUAAACAAAGGAGACACUGCAUUAAGGGCAAUAGUUUUAUCAGCUAACGGAAAUGUAUUCUCUGCUGGUCAUAAUUUAAAGGAAUUACAAAUGUCUUCAGGGAUUGAACAACAUAAACUAGUGUUUAGUACAGCAACAGAAUUAAUGAAAUCUAUCAUCCAAAGUCCUGUGCCAGUGAUAGCAAAGGUAAACGGAUUUGCAACUGCCGCGGGAUGUCAGUUGGUAGCCACUUGCGACAUUAUUGUAUGUUCAGAAACAAGCAAAUUUUCAACACCAGGAGCCAACUUUGGGAUAUUUUGCUCGACGCCGGGAAUCGCUGUGGGAAGGAGUGUGCCAAAGUCUAGAGCCAUGUACAUGUUACUAACUGGUGAACCGAUAUCUGCAAGAGAAGCAUACGAAAGCGGACUCGUCACUAGAGUAGUAUCCGCUGAUAAAUUAGAUGACGAAGUAAAUUCAAUAAUUGAACAGAUUAAAAGAAAAAGUCGCAGUGUUAUCACACUGGGCAAAGAGUUCUUUUAUGAGCAAAUAGACCUAAGUGUUCUUGAAGCGUACAAGUUAGGUGAAGAAACAAUGGUUCGAAAUAUUAACUCCGACGACGGACAAGAGGGUAUCAAGAGUUUUGUUGAGAAACGGGAAGCGUCGUGGAGUCAUAAAUAAGGAAUAACAGGGAGGUACUCAAGACACUAGUGGGUAACUACGUUUAAAUCUACUAAAUCAAAGCUGAAUGUACUAAAAUAAAUACUUUAGAAUAAUAAAUAUUCUUUAAUAGCUGCUUAUAUCUCAUCACAGCUAGCAUAGCCAGGAUACAAAAAUGAUAUCCCCUGGCAACGGAUAAAAUUAACGUGUCAACCUGCCAAAGCACGGCAACAGGGAGUAGAAGUUUUUCGCCGUGUAUUAUUAAUUGCAUAUUAUUAUUACCACUUGUAAUGCUCGGCGAGUUGAUAAAGCUGGGAGAGAAGAUCAAAUUUUAUCCUCUUCACCGAGGGAGAAAGUUCUUCUGCUAGCCGUGCAGAAACUAUAAGUUUUCGUAUCAUAAUAUACCUAAAUAUCACUUAUUAUUAUUGUAUGUUAAAUGAUAUUUAGGUAGUACAUUAUGAUAUGAAAACUUUACAUUUAGGAGUUUCGUGAGCACGUAUAUUUUAAUGCCAUAUUUUUAAGACAACGUAAGUAAUUAAAUAAUGAAUUUUGAAAAUAUUUUUG